This is a messenger RNA of Mastomys coucha (southern multimammate mouse), 4621 nucleotides long. It is a transcript of the gene Umodl1, whose product is annotated as uromodulin like 1. Gene Ontology annotation, cellular component: cell surface; extracellular region. Gene Ontology annotation, molecular function: protein binding; peptidase inhibitor activity; calcium ion binding. The coding region runs from base 1 to 3690 and encodes 1229 amino acids. The transcript has 22 exons. The record is from RefSeq and is a predicted model, not a curated record. Lineage: Eukaryota; Metazoa; Chordata; Mammalia; Rodentia; Muridae.
AUGGGGGCCAUUCUCACUCAGACCACCACAGCCCAGAACCGGUCCGGGGAGUUUGCAUCGAGACCCGGGGUCUGCCCAACAGCUAACCCAGAGCCAUUUAGCCCAUCGUGCAGCUUGGACACAGACUGCUCUGGACUUCAGAAGUGCUGUUCCUGGCCAGGGGGCCGCCACUGUGUGUCCCCAACACCCACAGGUGCAGAGGGGAACGUGGUGGGCUGGUACAACGUGACUGUGCUGGUGAAGGUGGCCUUCGAGGACCUGCAGCAAGAGGACCCUGGGCUCCGGAACCACACGCGCCUGCUCUACUCUUUGGUCACCAGUGCCUUGCAGCCUCUGAACCCAGCUGUACACUACUUGACCUCGACUGGUGGCCGGGACACGUUCACCACGGUGUCAUGGCUACUGCUGGGCUUUCCACGACUCAUGCCUGUAGCCAACGUCUCUGCCAUGUUGGAUGACAUGGUGAAUCGCGUCUAUGAGGUGAUCAGCAUCCAGGUGCAAGAUGUGAACGAGUGUCUUCACAGUGAGCUCCAAGCUUGCUCUGGAGGAGCUCAGUGCCGGAACCUGGAGGGCUCCUACCAAUGUGUGUCUCUGCAGCAGCCAACCACCUCGCCUUCUCAGCCGCUGAACCGCACCGGUGAAGAUUGCCCUCCAAUCCGAGACUUCGUGGCGCUUAAUGUCACCAGCAGCAGUUUCCAUGCGUCCUGGAAUCUGACUUCCUUCCAGAACCACACUUUCCACGUUCAAGUGCACAAAGGCAGAGAAGCACUCAGCGACACUUGGACAAGGGCUCAGACUCUGGCGGUGUCUGAUUUGGAGGCUGGAGUACUUUACAGAGUGAGGGUUAGCUACCAAGGGUGCCAAGCCAAUGUCUCGGCCACACUGGCUGUCAAGACAGAUGCCCGGGUUUUCCAAGUCACGAUACGGAUCACGGACCGUAACCUGACAGAGCAGAUUCUCAACUGCAGCAGCGGGGAAUUCUGGAACUUCUCUCGACAGCUGUUUCAUGAGGUGGAGAACUCCUUCCCCGAGGUCAUUUCUGACCUGUACAGACAAGGGAAGCUGAGGAUGCAGAUCGUGUCUCUGCAGGCAGGGAGUCUGGUGGUGACCCUUCGACUCACCCUGCAAGAUCCUGACUUUUCAGUGGACGUCGGCACACUGAAGCCCAUGCUGCAGCUCCUGUCUACGAGCACCGUGUUCCAGGUUGACCAGCAGGAGACAUUUGUGCAAGACUGGAACGAGUGUGCACACAGCUCGGAGCAUGACUGUCACCCGAGGGCACGCUGCAUCAACCUGGAGGGCUCCUACACAUGCCAGUGCCUCACAGCCAGGGAUGCCAACCCAUCCAGGGCUGGCAGGGUCUGCGAGGGUGACAUGGUGACCCCCACAGGGGAUGGACUGUCUGUAACAGAGAGGGUCACAGCCCCAGCUGUCAGUACAGGAAUAACAACUUUUGGCCCAACGACCCUCACGUUGUCACUGAGUUCCAAGCACCCAAGGAGCACACCAGCAGGCCAAGCCUGGACCUCAGGGCCCCCAUCUGGGAGAGAUGGGGGUAGCACGGUCAGGCAGGAGAGGAAUAGCACAGGACAAGGACCAACCGACGGAUCCUCUCAGGGGACCACCAAUGCCCCACUGCACACCACUAGAGAGUCACAGGGAUACGUCACCAAAGACCCACCCUUCCUGACUGCUAGAACCACGGGCUAUGUUGUGUGGCACCCCAGUCCCACUGGGGAGACACCUCUGAAUACCACAAGGCUGCAGAAUGAAGAGUCUAGACCUUCCUCUUUCCCAGGCCCGCCGUCAGCCCCAACCGCUGUGACUCCAGAGACCCCUACCUGUGUUCCUGGACCCAUUGGAAAGGUCACGGUCUCUAACGUAACCAGCACCAGCUUCUCCCUCGAUUGGUCUGCCGACAUCCGCCUCUCCCCUGCCUUCUACGUCUCUUUGGUCUCUCCUCGGGGCCCUGCCAUGACUAUGGAGACCCAGAACAAUAGUGUGACGUUGUCAGGACUGGAGCCCGGAACCCUGUACCAGGUGGAGAUUGUGGCUAAGGUGUGUGGGAGAGAAGGUGCCAGAACACAGCUGAAAGUGCGGACAGUGGCCCAGAAACUUGCUGGCAAAGUCCGGAUCACGAGCAUGCAGUAUUCGGAAUCCUUCCGCAAUGCCAGCAGCAGGGAGCAUCGAGAGUUCGUACAGUUGUUCUUCAGAACGGUGCGGGACUCUCUGCCAGCCGAGCUGCGUCAGCACAUGGACGCGGGCAGGAUCCGUGUGGACAUCAUCAACAUCACAAACGGCAGCAUCGUGGUGGAGUUUAAUUUGCUAAUGACAGAAGACCUGGAUGUCAGCAAGGUGUCUGCUGGUUUCGUCGCUGCCCUGCAGAACACGUCGAUGCUGGAGGUGGUCAGAGGCAGAAGCUUUCUACAAGAUUACGACGAGUGUGACAUGAGAGAAGAUGACUGUGCCCCUGGGACAUGCAGGAACACCUUCGGGUCUUUUACAUGUAGCUGUGAUGGGGGAAGGCCUGACUCGCAGGUGGAAUAUUCUGGAAGGUCCUGUGAUGGUGGCUCUUCUGGCAACACAACCCAGACCCCAGGCUCAGUGUGGCCCCCUACCCCAGCAGGAACCACGAGUGCCCCUGUGCCAGAUGCCAGCUCCACACCCCAGGACGUGCCCCUGCGGCUGAACUUGACAGACGCCGUUAGUGUGUCCUGUGAGAUCGAGAUGGUGGUCAUCACUAUCCAGAAGCACUUUCUGCAGCAGGAGGCCAUACCGGAGGCCUCCUUAUAUCUGGGAGAGCCAUCCUGCAACGUGAGCAGAAGCAACGGCACACAUGUAUUCCUGGUGACUGGCUGGGGCCAGUGCGGGACCCUUGUACAGAGCAACAUGACCACCACAGUGGUGAAGACCACGCUGAGGAAUGACCUGUCCCCAGAGGGUGUCAUCCACCACCUGCAGAUCGUCAGUCCCAUCCACUGCGCCUUCCAGAAUGCCCUUCUGACUUCCUCGGGCUACACCCCACAGUGGGGGGUUUACACCAUCAUCGAAGACCUCCACGGUACCGGAAAUUUUGUCACGGAGAUGCAGUUGUUCAUUGGCGAUUCUCCCAUACCUCAGAACUACAGUGUGUCCGCCAGCGAUGAGAUCAAGAUUGAGGUGGGGCUUCACAGGCAGAAGAGCAGUCUGAAGGUCGUGCUGACCGAGUGCUGGGCCACGCCCUCCAGCAACGCCAAGGAUCCCAUCACCUUUGGCUUCAUCAACAACAGCUGCCCUGUUCCCAACACCUACACCAGCGUGAUCCAGAAUGGCAACUCCAGCAAGGCCCAGCUCAAGCUGAGGAUCUUCUCCUUCAUCAACAACUCCAUCGUCUACCUGCACUGCAAGCUGAGAGUGUGCAUGGAGAGCCCCAAGAACUCGUGCAGGAUAAGCUGUAAUGACUUCCGAUUGCUGCGAAGCAGUGAGGCCGUGCACCAGAUGACCUGGGGACCCCUCCAUCGAUCUGAAGGUGCACAGGCCUGUACAAAGCCAGUCCUGGGGACCGGUUACAUCAUCCUCAUUGCGGCAGCUGCACUUAUGGUGGUUGCAGGAGCCACAACCCUUCUGAUCUUGCGUUACCAGAGAGUGAGGCAGAAAUACAAUCUUCGAAUCCAGACUGACGACUUCAGCUACCAGGUGUUCUCUCAGUAGGAGACCCAGCUGACCCGGAGAUGGAAUACCCUGUGAAUAAGGUCCAGUGGUUAAUUCAUCGAACGUUGACCGGAAUCCAGCUCUGGACAGUGCUGUGUCGGUACUUGGGGAUGAGACCCUACGAUGACAGCAAACCGCUGUCUGCCCCCAAGAGCCUGAAGACACAGGGUACCACCCACCAGGCCGGUGACGGGCCUGCUGAAGAUGUGGGCAGAGCCCCGGAGUGGCCUUCAUCCUCACACCCAGCCCAAACAUGGCCCCGAUUACCAUAGCCUUCCAAGCUUUGACAUCCAAGCUGCUGCUUCUCUGAUCCCUGUUUCUCUGACAAUGACAUCCUCGCAGACAUUUUCCAGUACCCGUGAUGCUUGUUCAUGAACGGAUCCAUCCAAUCAAACUCUCCGAGUGUCGUUUUCCAGACACAAACACACUAGCUCAGCUCUCCUUAUCGGCAUGCGGCUUUCACUUGCGUGGCGGUGACUCAAGGCAACCUAGGUGAAUACGGGAAGCUUUCUAAUGAGUCGUGUUGUGUGAUGUGUAUGUAUCACUCCUGCAUAUCCAUGGUCAUUUUUUUUUCAUGUAAUUCCAUCAAGAGGAAGGUGUGAUUUUUUUUCCCCCACUCCACCACAAGGAAGCAGGGAAGGGGGCGAGGGAGGUACAUACCAUGCUAACGGGUCCCCUACUUUGUUGAUUUGAAAGACUCGAAUUGGUUACACAGUUAACACCUGAGGUAAUAGCGUUCUCCCUAGUGAACAUAGGCUCAUAACAGGAUUGUAGCUUUUAAUUAAUAUGCUUGCUUAUGUUGAGUAUGACACAGAUCAUUUGGGGAAACCAGUCUUUCAAUUUGUUGCAUAUUCUUGGGGGUAAGAAUGACAACCAGGAGUCUGCGUGGCUAGCUGAUUUUGAGCAAUAAAUUUUUUUUCUGGCACUGUAA